This is a messenger RNA of Aegilops tauschii subsp. strangulata, 1852 nucleotides long. RefSeq lists its product as uncharacterized. The record is from RefSeq and is a predicted model, not a curated record. NCBI's taxonomy places the organism in Eukaryota, Viridiplantae, Streptophyta, Magnoliopsida, Poales, Poaceae. Gene Ontology annotation, biological process: intracellular transport.
UCCUCCCUUCCACACCUUUCUGUUCUCUUCCUCCUCUCCCAGACCCUACUUGCCUCGCCGCCGACGCCUCCUCCCUCCCACCUCCGGCUCCCACCCCCGCCCGCCUCUCGCCGCCACCGCCCGCCGUCCCCGCUCUUCCCCGCACCGCUCUCUCGCCCUCUCCGCCACCACCCCCUCCCCCCUCCGGUUCCCAGCACCCCGUCCCUCGCGCGCCGGCGCCGGCGCCGUCCCCGUUCGUCCUCGUCAGGACGCCCCGCGCUCCGGCCCGCAGCCUUCGCCCACUUCCGAGCUGUCAAGGAAGAGAGUAAUGGACGUUCACAGGGCAGAGUCUCCCCAUACAGGAGCCGCUGCUCUAGACCCUCGACGGGCCGAGGCCGCCAACAGGCACGUGAGGGCACUAAAUGCCCAGUUUGCAAGCUGGGUUCAAUCGCAGUUGCAAAACCAUCCAGCUGAACUUUGGGAGGAUGGCGUGAAAGAUUACUUAUCCCAUGCUUCUGAAAUAAUGGAAAAUUUCAAGGAUGUUGUCAAUUGGCUUAGGCAGAAUAAAGCAGGCACGACAGCUGUUUCAUCCCCAAGUCCAGCCAAUGAGGAGAAGACUACUACGCCAGCAACUGUCAAUAGCAAGUUUAUGGUACAGCCAGGAUCAGAUAAUGGACAGAAGAGUCCAACUACAGGAGCCAGCUCCCUAGCUUUUCAGAACUCAAGCUCACCGAAUAUGUUCUCACUCCCUUCUCAGAAGAAAACGACACCUUUUGGCGGCAUAUUUGAUAACAAGGACACGCCUGGCGACAGCAGCAAAUCGACUUUCCAGUUUGGUGGAAAUAACGGCUUUUCAACACCAACUAACACCUCUGGCGAUAGCAGCAAAUCGACUUUCCAGUUUGGUGGAAAUAACGGCUUUUCAACACCAACUACUCCGUCCAUUUUUUCUACCCCUGGUUCCAGUUUUAACAUGCCAACCUCAACACUGUUUUCAAUGAACCAGCAACCAAUUUUCACUGGAUCAGGAAACAGCAAAGCUGCUGAAGCUUCAGCUGAUGCGGAUGAAGAUGCUGAAGCCGAGCAACCAAGCAGCCCUUCUGUAAAGAAAGCAGAAGAGAAAGGAAUAGUUGUCGUUCAUGAAGCCAAAUGCAAGGUGUAUGUGAAGCAUGAUGAUGCUACCAAGGGUUGGAAAGACAUUGGUGUCGGUCAGCUCUCUAUCAGAUGUAAAGAGGGUGCAGAGAAAGCUUCAAAAGAGUCCACCCCAACAGUUGUUAUCAGAAAUGAUGUCGGCAAGAUUCUUCUGAAUGCUAUGAUCUACAAGGGGAUAAAAAUGAGUGUUCAAAAGAACACGGUUGCCUCGAUAUUUCACACUUCAGAUGCGCAGUCUGAAUCAGAUGGUGGCAAUGUUGUAGCUCGAACAUACUUACUCCGACUGAAAAACGAAGAGGCGGCUACAAACUUGUCAGCGGUGAUCAAAGAGAACGCGCCGCUGGACUGAUCCUUAUGGCCUGCAUUAAUUAUUGUCUUGAAGGUUUGCUUUUGGCAAUAGUGGUAAUGUUUAGAGGGGCUCGAUAACUUGCUGCGAUGGGCGAAGGGAUGCCCUGCGGAGUUUCUGUCCCCGAGCUACACACCUAAGAAGCUGGUCAUGGCCCGGAUGAAUUUUUGUUGUCUAGUAUGUUUAGCUGGUCGUGUUGUAUCACCUGUUCGUUAUUUAUUGAUAGUAUGUUGUAGCACCUGUUGGCUCCAGUAAGGUUACGCCUUGUUAAUGCUAACGAGGCAACGUAUCUUGUCAGUGGCCCGAACUACACAGUUGAAAACCAUUUCGAGGCCAUUAGGUCAUGUUCAGCUAUGGAAUUCUCUGUUGCUUGAA